Messenger RNA from Ziziphus jujuba (common jujube), 987 nucleotides. Its product is annotated as receptor-like protein 33. The coding region runs from base 1 to 987 and encodes 328 amino acids. Gene Ontology annotation, molecular function: protein binding. The transcript is spliced from 3 exons. The record is from RefSeq and is a predicted model, not a curated record. NCBI's taxonomy places the organism in Eukaryota, Viridiplantae, Streptophyta, Magnoliopsida, Rosales, Rhamnaceae.
AUGGGAGUUAUACCUGAAUCGAUAUGCAAUGCGAGUUACCUAGUAGUUCUUGAUCUGUCCAACAACAUGUUAAAUGGCAGAAUGCCACCGUGUAUGCUUGUACUGGGUACUCUUUGGGUCAAUCUUCGGAGGAACAAUUUCAGCGGGUCAAUUCCUGAUGCAUUUCCUGUCACUUGUAAUUUGCAGACCUUGGAUCUUAAUGGAAACUUACUAACCGAGAGCAUUGGUGAUUGGCCAGUGAUCCAAAUUGUGAGCGUAGCUUCUAACAACUUUAGUGGUGAACUACCAGGAAAAUGCUUAACAAAAUGGCAUGAAAUGAUGGAUGUUGAAUCACCAUUUGGUAACACAAGUUUUGAGUUGGAUGCACAAUCUCCGACAGGAGCAGGGUUUAGUUAUGAAGAUGCAGUGACAAUUAUCAACAAAGGUCUAGAGAUGGAGUUGGCAAAGAUACCCAAGGGAUUCACCUCCAUUGACUUCUCAAGCAACAACUUCCAUGGUAAAAUACCAAAGGAACUGGGACUGCUUAGAGCUCUCAUAGUACUUAAUUUGUCCAAUAAUGCUGUUAGCGGUCACAUCCCAUCAUCUUUUGGCAACUUGCAGCAACUUGAGUCAUUAGACCUCUCAAGGAACCACUUGAAUGGGGAAAUUCCAGUGUCACUUUCAAACUUGAACUUUCUUCAGUACUCGACCUAUCAUAAAAUAAACUUUUUGGGAGGAUCCCCAAGGCCCGAAAUGCCACAUGAAGCUAGACAUUCAAACUGUGGCAGUAGGAUUAAGUGGGAUCUGAUAGCUACUGAAGUUGGAUUUGUUGUUGGGUUUGGAAGUGUGAUAGGACCACUUGUGUUUUCCAGAAGAUGGAGGAAACGCUAUUUUGAUUGUGCCGAGGACAUAGCGUUUAGUGUCUUACCUCAACCAGUUCUGAAAAAAUGGCUGUCAUGGAAGAUGGGGAGCUCGAAAAUAAAGAGGCAGAGGAAUGGGUGUUGGUAG